Penicillium paradoxum is the source of this 3267-nucleotide messenger RNA. RefSeq names its product putative ubiquitin C-terminal hydrolase. Gene Ontology annotation, cellular component: cytoplasm. The record is from RefSeq and is a predicted model, not a curated record. Gene Ontology annotation, biological process: protein deubiquitination. The transcript has 2 exons. NCBI's taxonomy places the organism in Eukaryota, Fungi, Ascomycota, Eurotiomycetes, Eurotiales, Aspergillaceae. The coding region runs from base 1 to 3267 and encodes 1088 amino acids. Gene Ontology annotation, molecular function: cysteine-type deubiquitinase activity.
AUGUCCUCCGAGGCGGCGACUUGGCCAUCUACGUCAGACAUACUGCCGUGGAAAGACAGUCGGCGUCCAUACUCAAUGGGAGAUACAAUGACUUCCAGUGGACAGCUCAGCAGACCAGAUUCAUACCCUAAGGGCAACGCCCCUCCCAGCCCACCACGGCGCCCUCGAUUUCCCAAUAUCAAAGACCUGCAGGACCAGGCUGCUGCAUUGAACGUUAACGAUAACACGCCGCUCAAUAUCCUCCUAGCCACAGCUGCCGAUGCAAUUGCAAAGGCCAGAAACCUUGCGGAAGAAAACUACCCCGACAAAGCAUACGUUCACUACCUUCGUGCCUCCGAGAUCACAAUCAACUUGAUACCCCAUCAUUCAGACUAUCGAAUUGUCAGUCAAAAUCCUGAGUGGUAUAAGAAGUUUGCCGAUUUAAUGAAGGCGGUACGAUCCAAACAAGGCACCAUGGGUUCAAUCAAGCAGGAUAUCAUCGAGGAUAAUUUAGCCAGUGGCAUGCAGCCAAUCGGUGUGGUCACAUCAAAACAUCCUGAACAAAUGUCGGUCACGCCAAGGGGCCGUGAGAAUCGACAUUCUGGAUCAAGUUUAACCAGGAUGCCAAGUCCGACGCAGUAUCAAAGCAUGCCCGAGCCUUCGGCACAUUCACACCGAUUCUCAAGCCCCCCGGAUGACAUGCUUGCACAGCGUUUUGCUAAACUUAAGGCAUCUCCGCCUUCCAACGAAUACGAGCGGAGAUCGAGUAUUGCCGGACCGAGCAGCCCGACUGUAGGAUCUGCAGGGCAGACCCCACUUCGUCCGUCGAACGUUCCUCCUGGGGCAUAUAGCUCCCCACCGCUAAGACGUCCAUUGGGCCCCCGUGGCAUGGGAUCUUCAUCCAAUGUACCGAUUCUUCCACCGAAGGUUCCUCUCAAUACAUCAUUGCCACGUGCUCCAGACCCAGCCUACAGUCCUGUCUUCACCGUACCAUCAAAACCCACAUCUAACCCGCCGAGGACUUCGACGGAAAGCACACGCUCAGGCAAUCCAAGAUACUCGCAAUUCAGCAAUUCCCCUCGUGUCAGCCCAAACCGGGGAGCCUUCGAUGACAAUCCGUAUAGAUCUAUGACACCCAAUGGGUUGGAUUCGGCACGAGAAACGCGAAGUAAUUCACCCGAUCUGCCGUACAGCACAACGAUAACUGCGCAGAGCCUCCUUGAAAAUCUGCGGAAAUUCAACGUGCUGCUGAUUGAUGUUCGAGCCCGAGACCAGUAUGAUAAUGGUCAUGUAUAUGCAAAAUCCAUCAUUUGCAUAGAACCUGUGGUGUUGAAGGAGAACGUUUCCGCAGAAGAACUAGAAGAGCGCCUCGUUGUUUCCCCUGAGCAUGAACAGGUGUUGUUUGAGAAGCGGAACGAGUUUGAUCUUGUGGUAUACUAUGAUCAAAGCGCCGAUUCUGUUAGCUAUCUAGCUGGCUCCCCAGCGGGGACGUCUGCACCUCAUCUGCGAGCUCUUCAUGAUACCCUUUACGAGUUUAAUGCAUACAAACCGUUGAAAGCCGGGCGACCUCCUGCUCUUUUGCUGGGCGGAUUGGAUGCCUGGAUCGAUCUUCUGGGACAACAGUCCCUAGCCACCUCCUCAACUGCCGCUGUCAUGAGUUCUUUACAGGUUAGAAAACCGGUGCCUCGACCUGGUCGGCCUCUCGGGAGAGUGCCUACAGUGGCUAGUGCGAAUUCCAGCUUAGAAAUUCGGAAGAGACGACUGCGCGAGUUCACUCCUCUGAAUUCGAAGGAGCUGUCUGAGUGGAUGGAGAAAUCCAAAGUCGAGGAAGUUGAUACAAGCACUUACGCCGAGGAAGACGCACUAACGGACCAACCCGAGGAGACUGUACAAGAACCGUCCACUCCAUUUGUUCAUACAUACGAGGCUUUCUUGCGUCGUUUCCCCGAGCCGCACGAUGUUCAGGAGUCUAUGACACAUGCGACAUCUCAUCCUCCCUCUGCUACCCCGAACUAUGCUGCGCAUAUGCCUGUGGCUCCCUCUCGACCGCCUCCCGCUGUGCCUCGUCCCAGUUACAGCGGCGUAUCUGAUGGCCGUCACAUCCAACCUCAUCUGCAACGACAGAACUCGGCAAGUAGAACGGCAUUGUAUAUUCCAGGCUCUCGCCUUGAUCGCCUCAAGCUUCCGCGCACCGGCUUGACCAAUUUUGGUGUUACAUGCUACAUGAAUUCUACCAUUCAAUGUCUCAGCGCAACGAUUGCGCUGAGCCGGUUCUUCAUCGACAACCGAUUCCGUUAUUAUGUACAGAAAAAUUGGAAGGGUUCUCAGGGCGUGAUGCCAGGACUUUAUGCGAAUCUGACUCGGUCACUCUGGAAGAACGAUGUCGAAGUCAUCAUGCCAACCUCGUUCCGAAACUUCUGUGGGCGGUUGAACCGAGAAUGGGCUAUCGAUCGACAGCAAGAUGCCAAGGAAUUUUUCGAUUUUGUGGUAGAUUGCCUUCACGAGGAUCUCAAUAUCAACUGGCAGCGCACACCCCUUCGACCUUUGACCUUCUCGGAAGAGAUGCAGCGGGAACGAAUGCCGAUGACCAAAGUCUCUCGGAUUGAAUGGGAUCGAUACUCUCACCGCGAGGAAUCUUUUAUCUCGUCAUUAUUCGCAGGGCAGCAUGCUAGCCGACUGCGCUGCACGACCUGCCAACAAACAUCUACUACGUACGAAGCAUUUUAUAGUAUCAGCGUUGAAAUCCCACCCACUGGGGCUGGUGAUAUCUACCAGUGUCUUCGCAGCUACUGCCAGGAGGAGAUGCUGAGCGGCGACGAAGUAUGGAAGUGCCCACACUGUAAAUGCAAGCGAAUGGCGACGAAGCAGAUCAUCAUUACCCGGGCGCCCCAAAUUCUCGUUGUUCAUUUCAAGCGCUUCUCCGCAUCCAAGACCCAGAGCGCGCGGAAGAUCCACACCCCCAUCGAAUUUCCGCUGCACGGGUUGCGAAUGGAUGAUUUUGUGAUUGCGUACCCUCCCUCUCCGCCCCCGGAGCCCGGGGUACCGCCCACUACGGGUGCCACGGUCCCGCCUUUUACCUACGACGCCUUUGCGGUUUUACGGCAUCUCGGGUCCUCGAUGGGGAGUGGACACUACGUCUCACUGGUCCGCGAUGCGGAGCGGCAGUGCUGGCGGAAGUUUGACGACGAGCGGGCCACCGACUUCAACCCGCGCGACCUACGGGCGCGCGACCGGCUACAGAACGAGCAAGCGUACAUUGUGUUUUAUGAGCGAGUUCCAGCGAAAUGA